This is a messenger RNA of Penicillium coprophilum, 1413 nucleotides long. RefSeq names its product camp independent regulatory protein. The transcript has a single exon. NCBI's taxonomy places the organism in Eukaryota, Fungi, Ascomycota, Eurotiomycetes, Eurotiales, Aspergillaceae. The record is from RefSeq and is a predicted model, not a curated record. Bases 1 to 1413 code for a protein of 470 amino acids. Gene Ontology annotation, molecular function: DNA binding.
AUGGUGAACGGGACCGCCGCCGUGUUGGAACCCACUUUCACCGGGUAUGUCGCAACCACUCAAGAUGCCCUGAUACUCUUCGAAGCUUGCUUGACCGGGGUCUUGCAUCACGUUCCACGUCGCCCGCAUGAUCGCGAACGGAGUCAUCUCGUACGCAGCGGGAGUGUCUUCAUCUAUGAGGAGAACGCCUCGGGGAUCAAGCGAUGGACCGAUGGAGUGACCUGGAGUCCGAGUCGCAUUCUGGGCAACUUCCUCGUUUACCGUGAGCUAGACAAGCCUUUUCCUCCCGGAGAGAAGAAGCGCGCCAUGAAGAAAGCCACUCGACGACCAGUGCCAACCGGCCGACCAGGCGAACCUUACCCACGACACGAUAGCAGCCAGGGCUACUCUCCGACAUCUCCCAACUCGAUUCCCUUCUCAGACCGUUCCUCCCACCAAUCGGAGCUCGAACGGUCGUUGGUUGGGUCCCUGGUGGAUUCCUACGGCUUCAAGGACUCCGGAUUAGUCAAGAAGACGAUGAGCGUGACGGUGCUGGGUGUGACCCACCAUUUGGUUUCAUACUACAGUGUGGAGGAUGUGAUGCGCGGGAUCCUCAACCCACCCUCGGUGGUGGACUCGCUACGUUUUAUCCGACCCCGUAACGAACUCACCCAGAAACAAAGCUUCCGCUCCCCGAUUGACGAGAUAGACGCCAGCGCGGUGGACAGCCAGGAGCCCUCCCACGUCGCGCUAUACGGAUAUCGUCCGCAGAUGAUGGCCCCACCCACUUACCCCAUGCCAACCGCUUCAAACGACUUCUACAUGCACCCCGGUUCGUAUGCCGCCACACAUCCUCCGCAGCAAGGCACGAUCCAGGGAUACUCGAUGGGUGCACCGAUGGCAGCCCAAGCGGCACCAAGCCAAUACCUGCCAAGCCCAGGGCAGUCCAUUCCCCCAAAGCAGGAAGAUUACCACUCAUUCCGCGCGGGGCCCUACGGCGGCAGCAUGGACUCGAUGAGUGGGCACAGCAUGGCCUCGAUCCCAGGCCUCAGCACGGGACUCUCCAGUUCGCUCAGCGAGCGCAACAGAUCCACCUCGGAACACAGUCCUUCCGCAUACCGCAACUCUUCCCUCUCUUCGCGCAGCCAAGCCACAGACGCUACUUCGCCCAUGGAUCCAUCUACCCCGGCCACCUACUCCCGGGGCAGCUUCAGCAUGUCCGGCCAGCUGGAUAGUCAACACCCAUCAUUCGACCGCAACAUGCCUGGUCUCGAUCCGACCGUGCCUCGUCGCGAAUCAAACCCCAUCCAGCCGUACUACAAUACGGAUCGCACCCAGUACUAUGUAACCGGUCCCUACGCUGCCACACAACCCAUGUCGACAUGGACAACUCCAGCGGCAACACAGCCACAGAUGGCACAACCACAAAUUUAA